Diospyros lotus (date-plum) is the source of this 1376-nucleotide messenger RNA. RefSeq lists its product as uncharacterized. The coding region runs from base 158 to 799 and encodes 213 amino acids. The record is from RefSeq and is a predicted model, not a curated record. The transcript has a single exon. Lineage: Eukaryota; Viridiplantae; Streptophyta; Magnoliopsida; Ericales; Ebenaceae.
AUCAACCUGCGCACCUGCGAAUCUCGCUCUCUGAUUUCCAAAUCUUCACGCUCUCUCUGCGAAUUUCACUUUCUGCAAAUCUUCACGCUUUCUGAUUUCCCAACGUUUUCAGCACACACCCACCAUUUUGUUGUAGCUUUAGCUUAAUCGUUCAUCAAUGGCAGGUUCCAAAGAUGCUCACAUCAUCGUUGAAAUCCCAGUGGCCGAAGAGACCCAGAUCCCCGCCGCCGCAAUGCAGCACCACCCGUUGGCGGAGAUUUCCCAAUCCGGCGGCCAUCUCCUGCUUCUGAAGCUCUGGCAGAGGGAGGAGGAGCUCUCCGGCCGACGGAUCGGGUCCAAGGAGGCGAGAACGGACGCCGUGAGGGGAGAAAUAUUCCAGCUUUGUUGCUUCUUCUUCAUCUUCCACGGCUUCUUCCUAACCAUUCUCUUCACCUCCUCUCCGAAUUCGGAUGCCUGCGGGAGAUGGUGGAUUCCUUCGGCUUUGGAAAUGUCCACUUCGAUUGCUCUAAUCUUUCUGGUUCAGAUGAAGCUUUGCAGGUACUGGAAGGUGCAGAGGCAGCUGCAAAGGGAGAAGGCGGAUGGCCGGGCGCUAAGCCGGUGCAUUCAGGAGCUGAGGAUGAAAGGGCGGAGCUUCGAUCUGUCGAAGGACCCCCAUGGCGGGGGGAGGAGGAUGAAGAGUUCGAGCGUGGAGGUUAAGUGGAGGCCUCUCACUUGGUUUUCUCAGAAUCUGCUAACUGUUUGUCUUGUUUGCUUUGCAGCUCUGCUCUUCCCAGCAUCCAAGCUAGUCCUCUGCGUUUAGUUCUCAAGGGAGUCGUUGAUACCUGGCACGGUGUGGUUCGUAACAACAGAGCUGGGAAAUUGAUCGCUUCUGCUUCCCGGUUCCUAAUUCUGAAGUUGCAUGGUGAAGGGCCAAUACUCAAUGGAGAUUCAGAACUGCCAAUACUCAUUGGAGAUCCAGAACCUCCUGCAACGCGAUGAUAGCGCCUCCGGAAGAAUUAGACCCAGCUGUUAUUUCCCGCCGAACAGUUAAGAAGCAGAUGCAAGACAAGUCUUUGCUACAGAAGAGGAGUGAAACUCAAUCCAUUCCUGAAAAGCUAGUGAUUUAAUCCUCCUCCCAUUGCUGCUGGUCUGGAGUUAGGUGAAUAAUUAUAUCAUUCCUGUUCGUUUCUCCUAGCUUACUUAGGGGGGGGAUGAACAGUUGAGCCAUUUGCACAGAGAACAAGUGUCUCAUUCCUUCCAUCUGUUAAUUGUGUGUGCAUAAACUUAGCCAUUUGAUUGGUCUGAAGGGUGUAAUUAAGCCCUGGGACUGAAUUGAAGGCUACAUCUGCCUGUGUUUGUACAUAAUUUUUGCAUUCGAAUACAGAUUCUGCCUCCAA